Messenger RNA from Lytechinus pictus (painted urchin), 3927 nucleotides. RefSeq lists its product as uncharacterized. Gene Ontology annotation, cellular component: endoplasmic reticulum. Bases 1 to 1395 code for a protein of 464 amino acids. The record is from RefSeq and is a predicted model, not a curated record. NCBI's taxonomy places the organism in Eukaryota, Metazoa, Echinodermata, Echinoidea, Temnopleuroida, Toxopneustidae. Gene Ontology annotation, molecular function: catalytic activity. The transcript is spliced from 5 exons. Gene Ontology annotation, biological process: GPI anchor biosynthetic process.
AUGGCAACAUCUAGCCUCAACCGCGUGUCCCCGAACAUGACUGUUGGAUAUUCCUUCCUCGUAUGGCCUAUCAGAGCCUCAAACCUUGAUGUGAUUGGUUUUCAGGAGGUUAGGGCAGAUCAAAACCCGAGCUUCCCCAGUCGGCGACGUCAAACCCAGGUCGAUGAACUCCAGGAGCUCUUGCUGCCCGAAUACAAGUGGUCCACAUUCCAGCUUGGUCAUGACAUGCAUUCACCAAGAGAUGGCGCUGUUAAGGAAUGGCAGCAUGAAGGUCUAGCCCUCCUGAGCAGACACCAAAUCCUCAAGUCUCAGAAGCAGGACCUGUCCCACCACUCAAGGACAGACAAGGUCAAAAGAAAGGUCCUUCAUGUCACCUUGAUGGUCAGUGGGUAUGAGGUUGUUGUCUCUGUGGUCCACUUUUCUUAUGACAAAUGGCAACAGUGCAACAAUGUGGCUGAGGUCAUGGAAUAUAUCAGAGAUGUGAAGCCCAAGUACUCCAUCCUCCUUGGUGAUUUUAACACCUACAAUGAUUACGAAGGUCCCCUGGAGGGGCUGCACAUGGGCUACUUUUCCUCGCAGAAUAAGUGCCCCAAGUAUGCCAAAUCCAAGAACCCAACGGUGGAGUCUGAACUCACAGCUUACGAUGAUGCCUGGAAGGUCAUGCACUAUGGGGACAAUGGUUUCACUUUCAGUAAUAUGCCAUCGCCGGGCUUUCUUAGCAGGCCAGACAGAAUUCUUGCCAGUAAUCGCUUCUUUAGAGUCAUCUCUGCAGACAUCAAAGGCUAUGGCAACAUCUAUGCAGAGAAAUAUCAAAGAUACAUAACUUUUGCCAGAAGGAAAGCUAUAAUAGAGGCAGGCAGGCGGACAUAUUCUGGAGAGCCUGGAGGAGAUUGCUUGCAUGAUUGUGGGCCAAAUGGUGUGUGCCAGUGUGGUGUGUGUGUUAGGGGCAGAGACAGGGAACCAUGUUCAGUUCCACACUGUACGGCAUGCAGUGCAGACUUAUACAGACGCUAUUGUAUUUUGAGGAUCAUUUUUGGAGCUUUUACCUUACAACUCUUUGUUGGUUUAAUCCAGACAGUACUUGCCAUAACUCAAAGUGGCACUGUGCAUAGACAUAAAUCUUUUGCACGCCUUUGCCAAGUUCCCCUCAUUGUUGCCCCGUCAUGGAGACACGUGCGCCACUUCCAUUUGGCCUCAUCGAUACGUACCAUCUUGAGUUCAUGUCGUAACCUAGCUCUCGUCAAUCUCUCAAUCAGCCUUCUAGGGAUGUUUUCUCUUGUGAUGUUGUCACAGUCCUGGUUUAAAGAACCUUUGCAGCUCUUGGAAAGUCCACUUCUAGAAGAGUUCAAUCCAUCUGAUCACCUUUUGGUCAUUGCAGAAUUGAGAUUUCUCUAGGGAGUAUUAAUCAUAGAUUUUAUAUAUUCCAUUCUUUCAAAUGAAGUUUUCAGGUGUUAUCUAUUUUCGUGUAAUAGAUCAGAGAGAUGGAUGUUUAAAUUAGUGAUAUAUCUCUCAUAUGUAUUAUUUGAUAGGAAGUUGUAAAUGGGGUCACAAAAGCCAAUACAUCAAAAGAAGGAAUCAUGAUUUAAUAAUAGUCAUGUAAACCCAAACUGUCAUAAAAUUGUAUGCCUCUCUGAAACUGCCUUAGUGAAUCUAACUAUUUUCUUUUCUUUCUUUACUGUUCGCUUUUUGUAAUAAAAAAGAUAUUUUGCCAAUAUUCUAUAUCAUUUCUGGUGCUAUAUAUCAAAUAUAUGUUGUGCUUGCCUUGAAUAUUAAUUUCCUUGCAUAUUAACCACUUUUGUAUCGUUGAGAAGGUCUUUUGUGUAUAGACAAUAGUCUUUCUCUUGAUGUAGGAACACUUUAGCUUUAAAAUCAUUUGGUAAUUGAUCUGUUCAGCCAUCUUGCUUAUUAGUUUAUGAAUUAUGUUAUUCCUUGUCAAAAUUAGUUGGACCCUUUGUGUCACCUUGCUUGAUCGUGUGUCUUGUUUAUUAAUGUAACAUUUGAAAUUUAAUGAAUGAUUAAAACCAACCACUCCUUGUAAUGGAACUACAUGUACAAUUUUAAAAUGGCAUCAAAUAGAACUGUCUUUCUUCUUACAUCACUUAUGCAGAUAUAUUUUAGCUAUUGCAUUUUGGUAUACUUCCUGUUUAAGACAUAAAUGGACAUUAAAACUUGUUUAUAGACGAUAGUCUUUCUCUUGAUGUAGGAACACUUUAGCUUUAAAAUCAUUAAAAUCAAAGAGAAGUGCAAAUUAUAUUAGUAUAUAUAUACACAUACACUGUGUUUGAAUGAUAUUAGAUACAUGAAAAUGGUAUACUGUGUGGCUUUUCAGGAAAUGCAAUUGAAAUUAUUACAAACUCGGCUGUAAGAAUGAGUACAAUUUCUUUGGUAAGUGUGUUAAUGUUUUGUGAUUCAAGAUAUUUAUUUAUUAGAAAGUAUAUAAUACACAUUUUCAAUUCUGCAUGUUAUUGUGUCCUAUGUAUUAUCCUAUUUAUAGACAAUUCUAUCCUGUAUAUGUACUGAAAUUGAACCCAUUUUAGCUGAUAUUUAUUAUACAUUCCAGAAGUUUGAACGAGGUUUGUCUUUCCAUGCAAAAAAAUAACAAAUCAAAAUAAUAAAAGAUUCUAUUUCUUGGUACAUAAAGAUCCCUUUUUGUCUGUCUUAUCAUAUGGAAUUCUUAUUAAAGUAAAGGGAGUAUUUAGGUACUUUAGUAACUUUAUGGCAAAGGAAUACUAGCAGAGCAUUUUUUAAUGUUUUGUUUAGCUGGUCAAGUUUGACUGUAAAUGCUGGAUCUGUCAUGUUGUGAAGCAAAGAGAAGUUUGCAAAAAAUAAUUUAAUUUUAAUCAAUUUCUAUUGUUUUAAUCUUGAGAAUGACCCAUUUCUUUCAGUUGUGUCAAUGUGUAAUAAUAUCUUUACAUGGGUGCAAGAUAUAUUUUUGUUGUUUGAUAUACACAUAUUUAUGAAUAUAUAAUCUAUGUAUUUGUGCCUUUAGAAAAUUUUAUGUCUGUUACCCAUUUAUUGAUCUUUUAUCAUACUGCUACCUCAAUUUCAAAACAUUUACACUUUUAAAUGCCAUAUUUUCAUCUAUUUUUGAUGAAAAAGAUAAAUUAGUCCCAUGCUUAUUUGAUUUAUCCAACAUGUUAAAUUCAAUUUCAUUUUAAAGUCAACCUGACAAUGAGUUUUCCCCUGUUUUUUUUUUAAAUGAGUAAAAUGAUUUAUCACAUCCCACUCAUAAGAUAUUUAUUUUGUUACAUUUAAAUCUUAUACUAAUAAGACUUUAGGGGCAAGUGAUUGCUUGAAUUUUCAUACUAAUUACAAAUAAUUCCAGGAUGAUUGUUAAAAACAAGUGUGUAUUCUAUGUCUUUUGUAGCUUUUUUCCAUUUUCGAUAUAAUACGAUUUUUCCUAUUUCAUGUGCCUCGCUUUUUGUGUUUGAGGAUUUACUGAUUACUUCUGAUUACUUAUUUUGAGUUAUCAAAGUGUAACUGUUGAGGAAUGACUGUUUUUGUUUCAUUUAAAGCCUUUGAGAAUUGUUUUUUUAUUAUGACGUUACCUUUACUCUUAUUUCUUCAUGUAAUUAUGGGUUAAACAUACUUAAUUAUAAAACCUUGAAUUUCAUUCAGGAAAGGAAGUGCAUUUCUUUUUCAAUUUGACAUGACUGUACUAAAUGUUAUACAAAAUAACAUCUGACUAAUUAAUGAAUAUGCAAUCUCCAGGAAAAUUCGAAAUGUAUUUGAGUUUUUGAAAAUGUUAUUCACCCAAGAAAUGUGUUUCUCAGGAGGUUUAUCCUGGAUUGAUUAUGAAAAAUUAUGUUGGAUUUUAAAAUGGGGAACAGUUCUAUUGAAUAUUUAAAAAUCUGAUGUUUGCUGCAUUUUCCUUUCAAAUAUUUCCUUUCAAACAAUGGAAUUCAUUAAAUGAAGAGUAGAAACCUA